Oncorhynchus nerka (sockeye salmon) is the source of this 2568-nucleotide messenger RNA. RefSeq names its product tumor necrosis factor ligand superfamily member 11-like. Gene Ontology annotation, biological process: immune response. Gene Ontology annotation, molecular function: tumor necrosis factor receptor binding. The transcript has 4 exons. NCBI's taxonomy places the organism in Eukaryota, Metazoa, Chordata, Actinopteri, Salmoniformes, Salmonidae. Gene Ontology annotation, cellular component: membrane. The coding region runs from base 201 to 1055 and encodes 284 amino acids. The record is from RefSeq and is a predicted model, not a curated record.
GUUAUGGUUAUAUGUGUGUGCGCGGGUCUUGACAGGCAGCACACACACACGAUACUAGAGAUCACUUUCGUCUGAUUGGCUGUCUCUCUACAAAGGGAGCCGCUAGUCUUCUGCCCACCCACUGUUUAUAGCUCUACUCGGUCAGAAUUUCCUUCCUUCCACUGAAAGUAGGCUAUUCAUCCAGAGCACCAGGUCUCACCAUGGCAGCUAAUGAUUACCGAGGCUACCUGAGGAACCACUCCGACACGGAGAGCGCUCAGCCCCGCUACCACUCGUCCCAUGGCUCGGAACCCACCUAUAGACCGCUUAUAUUCGGAACUCUUGCUAUUAUGGGAUUUCUGCAGAUUGCAUCGAGUGUGGCGAUCUUGUUACACUUGACAGGUUAUCUCCAAGAGGUAGACAUCUCCUCUGCCCCACAGCAGCCAAUAGAGGAAGUGCAGACAGAACCGAUCAUUGCUGAUGCCCUGAGGGACCCGAGAAAAGGCAGACAACGCUGCAAAAACCAGGGGAGGGAGGGGCUUCCAUCAGCUCAUCUACCAAUCAAAGUGACCAUCGACUACGUGAAGAGUAAGCUCAUAGAAGUAGCCAACAAGGGGGAGCUGAGAGCAGCUAUGAUCCAUUGGGACGAGGCGCAGGGCCACCUGAAGAAGAUGCGUUACCAUGACGGCCGUCUCCUGGUGGACGAGUCAGGCCUGUACUACGUCUACGCCAAGACCUGUUUCCGCUACUACGACCUGGAACCUGAGAUGGAGCCCAGCGACGCCCCUGGACACACCCUCGCCACACCCCAGACCGUGGACGUAAACAACGCCCAGCUCAUCCAGUACAUCUCCCAGGAGAAACACACGUCCUCGCCCAGCAAGUCUGUGGUGCUGAUGAAGACAGGCAGCACCAUGCGCUGGAAUAACUCUCAGUAUAACAUGUACUGUGCCCAGCAGGGCAGGGGGGUGAUGCUACAGCAAGGGGACGGACUGUUUGUUAAUGUGUCCAACGCCUGGAUGCUGGACCCUGAACCGGAGGGGACGUACUUUGGGGCGAUCAAGAUGGGGGACUGAACCCACAUACAGAGAAGGAGGAUGUGCUACUGGACGUUCUGCAGGCGUAACUGCCAAACAACCACAGAGAGACAGAGCACUUACUGCAUGUGAGAUUACUGAAUUUGUAAUUGAUUUGUUUUUGUAUUGAAAAGGUAUGGGCUAUGUUGCUCUUCACCAGAUAGCCUUCUUACCUGAUAGAGAAUGAUGAUAGGCAGUUAUUUAGAUGAGGUGUUAUGGAUACCUCUGGUCACUCACUAGGCCUCAACAAACCACAAUACGCCGUGCCCACAUACUUUAGACAAGACAACCAUUUUCCUUGUGGUCCAAAACGACACUGGAUGCUUUUUAGAACUGUAACAUUUUAUACAGCUGAUAGUUAUCAACCACUUAAGAUUGUUGAUAUUUGUAAUUCCAGGGAGCGCUUUUGAAAAUGUUUGUACAAUGUUUUUUUUUUCAAGCAUAGUAGUAUGAAUCCUAUUGAAAAUGUUUGUUUAUCAGCUAACGACACAGUCAUUCCUCAUCCCUAGCCUGGCCCCUCAUAGUUUACUAAACAUUGUCAUCGUCUUGAACAGAAGCACAGCUGGGGUACUUUGUUUCUAACGGAGUAGAGUUUUCACCAAUCAUGCUCCUCUGUCUCUCUUGGGAAAGGAUGAAGUAGAGGUUAGAGGGUGAAUAGGAUGUGAUUCAGUAGUGAACACAGUACCACUGUCUGUUCAGGCAACAUUUAACAUUACAUAAUGUGCUGUGUAAGAACAGUGAUAUAAAACUGUUAAUUUUUGUUUUCCAAGAAAAUGGAGUACAGAAGUGGUAGCUAAUGGCUCCAUCACUACAUUGACUUCGUUUAUCCAGGAGAGACUUGGUGUCAUCCCUCAACCCAGUAACUGAGGGGAACAUAGUUGUGGUUUGGAUCAAAUGUUUGUUUUCUUAUUUUGAUUUGUUUUUCCCCAAACUAUAGUAUUGAACUCUCCUUGCCCUGUCUUUGGUAGUUUAUACGAGUAAUGAUAAUCACAAACAACUGAUGUAAUGACGCAAACUGAAGAUAGCUGGCCUGUCUUACCGUAGGGGACGAGAGCAAAGAUUCUUGUCUUUAUGAAACUAGCGGAUCCAGAUUGACUUUGGUCCACCUUUAAUUUAUAGUUUCUUUUUUCAUUUUACUCUUCGAGAAGGUAAAUGGGAAUAUGCACUAAAUGUAUUUAUUUGACAUAAAAAUGCAGAUAUGUACCAUUGGUUAAAUGAUCUGUCUGCUGUAAAAGCAUGUAUAUUUGAUGUCUGUAUUACAGUAGGCCGUACUUAGUUUAUCAGUAGAUGCGCUUUUUUUGUUCAAACACAGGGGCUCAAUGUUGAAAUCUGUAUUUAUGUCUUUUUUAUUUAGACAAUUCUGUGUGCACUUGCCUAGCCGAAGCAGAAUAUACUGUCCAUCAUAAGGUUGUAGCAAACUUUUAAAUCUUCAUCUUGUUAAAAAAAAAAAAAAAAAAAAAAAAGAUGUUUAUUUAUGUCAGUUUAACUAAUAAAAUCAUUACUUUUCUAUAUA